Molecule: messenger RNA, 306 nt
Organism: Eruca vesicaria subsp. sativa (arugula)
Lineage: Eukaryota; Viridiplantae; Streptophyta; Magnoliopsida; Brassicales; Brassicaceae
Source: the annotation of a GenBank genome assembly
AUGACUAACGAACGUGUCGGUCCACCUCCGGCCUCUUUAUCGUCCAUCGAGGCUGUAAAGACGGUGACAAUCUCGGAAGAAGAUUUGGCGAAAGAGAAGGUUUGUGCCAUCUUUAAAGAGAAGUUUGAAGUUGUAGAGGAAGGCAAAGAGUUGAAAUGUUUGCAUUUCUUUGAGAUUUGCUCAUGGGAUUAUGAAAGUAACGUUGACGGAGGAGGGUCUCACCAUGUGGACGAUGAUCGAUCAAAUGGUUUUCGGACUAGAAUUUGUUCUUUGUGGCCUCUCCGAGUGAUGUUUGAUUGGGUAUAG